AUGAAGAUCAUACUGCUGACCUUGGGGCUGUGCCUGGUCUGUGGCCUCCAGGCUCUUGAUAACAACACUGAAGACCCAUCAGGGCUUGAUGGAGAGUGGUACACUGUUGCAUUGGGCUCAAACAGAACAUCUAAGAUUGAAGAAGGAGGUACCUUCAGAAAGUUUGUCAAAUACAUCAAUGAAAGAGAUGGUUAUCUACAUGGAAAGUACUUGAAAAAGGAAAACAACGAAUGCACUUUUCUUGAUGUGAUUGCUUUCACAGGAGCAAAUGGUCAACUGCAAGUGGAAUAUGAUGGACAUAAUGAGUUCUCCAUUCAAAGCAUAGGCUCUAACUAUGUUAUAAUUAUCGUGUACAAUAUCAAGAAUGGGAAAGUAACAGUUGUAUCAGAACUCUAUGAUCGAUGUGAGGACCUUAGUGUGAAAAUUAUGACCCGACCUUUUUAUGGCUUUGUAGAUGAAAGAGUUAAAGAUGUUUCCCUUAAAAGUGUGGGCUCUGAUCAUGCAAUAUUUAUCUCAUAUAAUUUCAACAAUGGGAACAUGAUCAUUUGGGCAGAGCUUUAUGUGCCACAUCAUCAGUAA
Messenger RNA from Dromiciops gliroides (monito del monte), 579 nucleotides. Its product is annotated as minor allergen Can f 2-like. Bases 1 to 579 code for a protein of 192 amino acids. The transcript is spliced from 7 exons. Lineage: Eukaryota; Metazoa; Chordata; Mammalia; Microbiotheria; Microbiotheriidae. Gene Ontology annotation, molecular function: small molecule binding. The record is from RefSeq and is a predicted model, not a curated record.